Messenger RNA from Trypanosoma grayi, 543 nucleotides. RefSeq lists its product as hypothetical. The record is from RefSeq and is a predicted model, not a curated record. Lineage: Eukaryota; Euglenozoa; Kinetoplastea; Trypanosomatida; Trypanosomatidae. The transcript has a single exon. The coding region runs from base 1 to 543 and encodes 180 amino acids.
AUGCUCUCCUCCAUCCUGGCUCAGUUCGACAAGGACUUCUCAAAGGACUACCGUGGUUUCCACGACCUUGCGCAGCACAUGCUGCUUCGUGACCGACAGAUAAUCGACCGGGGAAAUGAGAUUCUGGCGCAGAUGUCGCAGCUUGACUCUGCCAUCGCCUCUGCGGAGGGGACGAGGCAGACGCUUGCCGAACUGAAGAACAAGCAAGGGGCGAUUGCGACAAUGAUGCAACGUCUGGAGGACGCGGUGCAGCCUGUCUACGCGAAGGCGCAGCCGAACUUCACUAAAGUCGAUGAGACUCGUGAGGGAACGUAUACGGCGGCGAUCAACCUCUUCGACGAGGUGGAAGCACUGCGGCUGCGGCUACAGCAGUGCGUGGAACAGCACAACCGUACCCUCCGACAGCUGCAGCAGCGUGACGACCUCGAAAAGAUGUCUGGGCUUGUUGACUACCAACUGAGCGCUUUGGGGGUGUGUGCAUUGCGAGCGGAGGGCUUGGAGCAUGAGCUUGACCUGCUAUUGGGGAAGCCACCCGCCAUGUGA